Dermacentor albipictus is the source of this 1798-nucleotide messenger RNA. RefSeq lists its product as uncharacterized. The record is from RefSeq and is a predicted model, not a curated record. NCBI's taxonomy places the organism in Eukaryota, Metazoa, Arthropoda, Arachnida, Ixodida, Ixodidae.
GAAGCGUCAAGCUUCAUGAAAAUGGCAGCCCGUCUUCACAGGACUGAAAUUGAUCGACAGAAUGCUCGACAACAUACAAGCUGUGAAUGUCCUGACGACCGUUUCUACGAUCGUUGAUUGCUUGCAGAGAAACGGAAUCGAGCGUACAGUGUAGCUCGCAGAAACCGCAUCACUAAUGGCGUCUCCUUUUUCCUCUACGCUGCGCAGAUGCGGAGUAAGUAAACCUGCAUUCACUUCUGUCGCGACGCACUUUUUGCUGCAAGCUCUUGGUUGUUUAUCUUAUAUGUUUCUCUCACGUGUUAUAACGAGAGGCCUUCAGAACACACCCCCUUCAAUUUGUGUUCCUCCAGCUCCAAGCAGAACAAUCGCAAGUGGUGGCUGAUUGCAGCCAUUGGUACCCUCGCCAUGUGCACGCUGAUAGCCGCCAUUUUCUCCAUGGUGAUCUUCAGCAUUGAACUAACGGGUGAUGGAACCGACUACGACGACGAGGUGCUAAGUGGCGGCAGCGACCGCAGUGGCGGCAGUGGUCAAGGAGACGUCGUCACUGAGGUCAUCUACACAGCGAAGACACCGCCGACCACAACCGCGACCCCAACCACUGUUACAGGUCCCGCCCUACUAUAUACGUUGUGCACCGUUGGGGAUGGUCCAGAACCUUUGUACUUCCCGGACGAAGACCUGUGCGACUUCGUGUUUUUCGAGUCACUGGCUGUGUCUCCCGAAAACAACGAUUUCGCGGUCGAGCGACAGAGUUCCACGGUGCAUAGCUUCGUCAAACAGGGACAAGCUGCCCAACAAACACGAUACGGCAUGUCCGUAUCCUUACGCGAUGCUCACAACUUCAGUGAUGCCUUCCGCACACCCAAGGGUAAGGCGGAUUACGAGAGCUACUGGACAUACAGCGUCUACGACUGGGGCUUCCUCUCCAUCGACGAGCUCCAGGUCGAAGCGAGGCAGUCCGAUAUCAUCUUCGCGCUGACCGUCCUCAAGGAGAUGGAAGAAUACGCAGUGGCAAAGAUUGUCCAGUGGCCCCGCACGUUUUUGGGAAUCUACCCGAGGCAGGGGCCAGUCUGCGCCGCAGUUUCGGAUUAUAUCAAGAGGAUCUUCACUCCGACUGGUGUUGUUGUCUUGGGGCACAUGUCUUACAGCGAUAACACCAGAUCCGAUUGCGUCAUCAUGCCGCCGGUGAACUUUGUCGACCCACGCGCUCAGAAACCCGGCAUCGGCUAUGGUCACAGCAUGCGCGACGCCAUGAAGGCUGUGGCCUGCCUCUGGAAACACAACGUCCGCACCAGUAUGUUCCUGUCCGUCACCAUGCAAGCGCGUCGGUACAAGCUUAAAAGCGGCAGCCAGGGACAGCCGCAGUUCUACAGCGACUGCGAAACCGACGCCUACGAACAACGCAUCACGGCUCAAGAGAUGUGCGACAACCCGAAUUCUGGGUACAUUACGAACAUAAACCACGACGACAAGUUCCAGUCCGCGAUCGCUUACGACCAUGCUGGUGGUUUCGCCGUAACGUUUGAGGACCGACUGUCCUUACGUGAGAAGAUCUGCCACACCUGGACUCCCGAAGCUAGGGAUAUUAGAUUGAGCCUGGCCGUGUACGACGUCAACUACGACCGAAGGUCCACUAUGUGCAGCUCCAGGUGGAUAAGCGGUCGCUGGACUCGGUUGCGCUUCCUGCUGAUGAUACGCGAUUUCUUCGAAUGGCACCGCCCCGUGACCAACAUAUACGAUGCAUGCAGCCGCAUCGCGUGAUUUGCGGUAUGGGCGGCGAGAUGGAAAUAAAGGAUCG